UGCCACCUUCCCCCCGGCCAGGAGCGCAGCCGCCGCCGCCGCGUCCUCUCAGCUUUGCGCUGCGCCCGCUGCUUCUGCCGCCGCAGCCCCGGCCCAGGAGCGCAGAGCUCGGGACGCCGGCCCCACAGCCUGCCCACCAUUCGGACGCGCGCCGGCCGCGGCGACAUGGGGGGCUGCUGAGAGCGGACGUUUUUCUCUCUGGCACCACCUACGGCCACUGGCCUCUGGCCUCUGGCCAGCAAGCCUCGGGCACCUCUGGACCCCAGUCCGGCACCUGGCACGGCCCUCCGUUCUGCUCCUCCGGCUCUGAGCAUCGUGUCCCCGCCCCCCCCCCCCCCCCCCGCGCCUGGGACACCUGGGUCCCCCGGCGGCCCCUAGGAGAGGGGCGGGGGGGGGCAUGAAGCCACUGGAGAAAUUUUUGAAGAAGCAGACGUCGCAACUGGCCGGGCGAACGGUGGCGGGAGGUCCCGGCGGGGGUCCGGGGAGCUGCGGUGGGCCCGGAGUGGGUGGGGGAUCCGGCGGGGGCAGCGGUCUGACCGGGGGACCGCGGCCACUGCAGCGGCGGCAGAGCGUGUCGCGCCUGCUUCUCCCAGCUUUCCUCCGGGAGCCCCCCGCCGAGCCGGAGCUGGAGCCGCCAGCCGAGGAGGAAGCGGGAGAGCUGGCGGGGGUCGCGGAGGAGCCGGGCAGCGGGGGACCCUGUUGGCUGCAGCUCGAGGAGGUGCCAGGCCCUGGGCCGCUCGGGGGCGGGGGUCCCUUGCGCUCCCCGUCCUCGUACUCCUCGGAUGAGCUGUCCCCGGGAGAGCCCCUAACUCCGCCGCCCUGGGCCCCCCUGGGCGCCCCCGAGCGGCCGGAGCAUCUUCUGCACCGGGUUCUGGAGCGGCUGGCUGGAGGGGCCACCAGGGACAGCGGCGCAUCAGAUAUCCUGCUAGAUGACAUCGUCCUCACACACUCGCUCUUCCUCCCAACGGAGAAAUUCCUGCAGGAGCUCCACCAGUACUUCGUUCGAGCAGGGGGCGUGGAGGGCAGAGAGGGGCUGGGCCGGAAGCAGGCCUGUCUAGCUAUGCUCCUCCACUUCCUGGACACCUUCCAGGGCCUGCUGCAAGAGGAAGAGGGGGCCGGCCACAUCAUCAAGGACCUGUACCUGCUAAUUAUGAAAGAUGAGUCCCUUUACCAGGACCUCCGAGAGGACACACUGAGGCUGCACCAGCUUGUGGAGACGGUGGAGCUGAAGAUUCCAGAGGACAGCCAGCCACCCAGCAAGCAGGUGAAACCCCUCUUCCGUCACUUCCGCCGGAUAGACUCCUGUCUGCAGACCCGAGUGGCCUUCCGGGGCUCUGAUGAGAUUUUCUGCCGGGUCUACAUGCCCGACCACUCCUACGUGACCAUCCGCAGCCGCCUCUCAGCGUCUGUGCAGGACAUCCUGGGCUCUGUGACGGAGAAACUGCAGUACUCGGAGGAGCCCGCGGAGCGGGAGGAGUCCCUCAUCCUGGUAGCUGUGGCCUCCUCGGGAGAGAAGGUCCUUCUCCAGCCCACUGAGGACUGCGUUUUCACCACGCUGGGCAUCAACAGCCACCUGUUUGCCUGUACCCGGGACAGCUAUGAAGCCCUGGUGCCUCUCCCCGAGGAGAUCCAGGUGUCCCCUGGAGACACGGAGAUCCACCGAGUGGAGCCGGAGGAUGUUGCCAACCACCUUACAGCCUUCCACUGGGAGCUGUUCCGCUGUGUGCACGAGCUGGAGUUCGUGGACUACGUGUUCCACGGGGAGCGCGGCCGCCGGGAGACGGCCAACCUGGAGCUGCUGCUGCAGCGCUGCAGCGAAGUCACGCACUGGGUGGCCACCGAGGUGCUGCUCUGCGAAGCCCCGGGCAAGCGCGCGCAGCUGCUCAAGAAGUUCAUCAAGAUCGCAGCCAUCUGCAAGCAGAACCAGGACCUGCUCUCCUUCUACGCGGUGGUCAUGGGGCUGGACAACGCCGCCGUCAGCCGCCUGCGGCUCACCUGGGAGCAGCCUCCCAGACCCUACCUGACAUGCAAGCCCUGUCAGCAGCCGCGCUCAGACAUGCCUUCUCUUCCCUCGCACCCGCUGCAGAAGCUGCCGGGGAAGUUCAAGAACUUGUUCCGCAAAUUCGAGAACCUCACAGACCCCUGCAGGAACCACAAAAGCUACCGCGAAGUGAUCUCCAAAAUGAAGCCCCCUGUCAUUCCCUUUGUGCCUCUGAUCCUCAAAGACCUGACAUUCCUGCAUGAGGGGAGUAAGACCCUUGUAGACGGCUUGGUGAACGUUGAGAAGCUGCAUUCAGUGGCUGAGAAAGUGAGGACAAUCCGUAGAUACCGGAGCCGGCCCCUCUGCCUGGACAUGGAGGCGUCCCCCCAUCACCUGCAGACCAAGGCCUAUGUGCGCCAGUUCCAGGUCAUCGACAACCAGAACCUCCUCUUCGAGCUCUCCUACAAGCUGGAGGCUAACAGUCAGUGAGCACGCAGAAGCUGUCACUCCCACGCCCGCCGGGCUCUGGGGGCAGCUGGCACUCAGGCACUUUGCUCGAUAUCCCGACCCACAGUUGGACCUCCUCCCCACCCCACAGGAAGAGCUGGACGGACCGCCCCUAAGCCCCCAAGCCUGUCCUUCCUGCGGAAGCCCUCACCCCCUGCCCCGUUCAACCACGCGUGGCAGCAGCCCUGCACAAGGUGGCAGGGACCCCCUCCUCCGGCCCUCCCAUUGAGGACAGUUCCGGGGAAGGAGUUCCGGCUAUGGGUGCCUCUCAGAGCAGGCCUGUGGCAGCGCUGGCUGGCCUUCGUCUCCACCAGCUGUCCGGCUCCGCUGGUCAGGGCUGCGAGCCCCUGGAACACGACGUCACCCUGUGUGUGUGUGUGUGUGUGUGUGUGUAUCCGCACCCCCUUUUAGGGAACAGGAGCGUGUCUGGUACUUGAGGGAGCGUACUGUGUGUGCUGGGGGAGAUUUCCUUCUGUUUGGUGCUACCCUUGUCUGCCGUGCCCCUGGGACCAGGCAGGUACUCCCCCACCCCGCCACUCCCUGCCAGCCUCCUCCUGCUGCCCUGCAAGCCCAGUCUUGUGGGCCAAGCGGCUCCCCAGGGCAGGGAGCAGCAGCAGGUGGGCGGGGCUCCCAUCAGUCCUUGCGAGCCCCCCCUCAGGCCUCCUGAAGGUCCCUGAUGGGUAAAAGAUGCUCAGGGAAACACGGGCCUCUCUGCCAGUAGCACGGUCCCUCUGCCUGGCAGUAGGGUACAGCAGUAUCAGGAGCCUGUCGCCCUCACUCCUACUUUUUCCACUGCUAGGGAGGGAGUUGCUUGCUUGUGUCUGAUGCCAAGAGUGUGGUCUUUGCUCUUCUCCCUUCCCAACUCCCCCUUUGUCCCCCCCACAGAGUGGGGGUGGGGCGGAUCCAUGUUCCUGGGGCAGGCAGCUCCCCCCCCCCCAGAAGUGGGGGAUGGCAGAGACCUUGCAGAACACUGGAGUCUGCCGAGGCCUUGAUUACCUCUCUGUCUCCCCUCCCCCUCCCCCUCCCAUCGUGGGCCUCUAGGGUUGAGGGGUGCAGGGCUCCUGGCAGCUACUGGGUGAGGUUCCUGGUGCAGCCUCACCCUUCGUUCUGGCACCCCCUCUUUCCCUUCUGAAGAAGCCGCAGCAAGAGCAGCUGGGCUCCACUCUGAGGGUUGUAUAUAUUUUGUAUCCAAAGCUCUGGAAUUGUACAUUUAUUUUUUAAACCUCAAAGAGGGAAAGAGCCUUGUAUCAUAUGUAAAAAGUGUAUCAUAGGCUACAUUGUACAGUCCCUUCUACCCCGCAGUCUGUUUUGUCUACAGACAGGCGCUGUGUCCAGCCCCCUGCAGUCCUCGCAGUGCCCAUGGCCCCUCCUGCUCUCUGCCUCUUCCCUGCAACUGCGAUGCAUCUCCUCUCCCUGCAGCCCCAGACUCCGCCCCUUCGUCCUGACCCCUCUCAGCAGCUUCUCGAUCCCGCUCCCUUGAGCCCCCUCAAAUCCUGAGACCUGCUGGCCCAGUCUUGGCUGCUGCUUGCCCCUAGCCUUGAUGCCUGUCCUACCGCCUCCCAGGGCCCCCACUCCCUACCCCACCCCUGCCCCUGCCCCCUGCCCCACAGCUUUACCAGAGUGAACUGUGUGUAUUGUACAGGUUGUCCUUGCACACACUGCUGGCUGGAGAAGCAGCCGAUAAAGCCUAUGAAUCAACGUGC
Molecule: messenger RNA, 4191 nt
Organism: Oryctolagus cuniculus (rabbit)
Lineage: Eukaryota; Metazoa; Chordata; Mammalia; Lagomorpha; Leporidae
Source: RefSeq, a predicted model, not a curated record